AUGAUGAAUAUGCCACCAAGAAGAGAUAUCGCUGUCUCGCGAAAUAAAAUGCAUUCAACCCAUCAUGGAUCGCUUCCGAGAAGUUACUCGUCCAUUGGGAGCUCAAUGAAGAAUGAUUCUAGUACAAUAACAUCUAUCAAUAGAUCAUCCUUAAGAACUUCCUUGCACUUGCCUAGCUCUUCAGAAAGAUCAUCAUAUUACAUUCAAAAACAUUUCCAUAAGAACAACAUCAGCAAUAAUGGUAAUAGUAAAAAUACGGAUUCAGUAGGAUCGACUGAUAAAACCCAAGGAAAAAUUAGUAACAAUAAUGGCAAUAUAUUAAGACAUGCUGAUCCUGCAGAAAGUAAACAAUCAUCAGGUCUCCUGUAUAGUCAUCGCACGAAUAAAGAACUUUCAAGUAUUAGUAAAAUUAACGACCCAAAUAAUAAUGGUCUAAUGUGUGCAGGGAAGGACCAUCUGGGGUUUUAUAGAUUUUCACCAGAAAAUGAAUCUAUCACAUUAGUCCAUGAUAUCUUAGAUUCUAAUUCUGGUUCAUUACGACAUGGAGUGAAGGCAACAAAUAACAGAAUCAAAAGAGGCAAGAAAAUCAAACUGAGCACCAUUGCAGACAUCAAGACGGGAUUUGGUGAACAAAAGAACCUUAUUGCCAUCUGUACGAAUUCUACUGAUAUAUCAAUAUUUGAUAUAAUAAAAAUAUUAAUCUUAAAACCCCUUAUUAACCACAUUUCUGAGCAUACAAGAUCGAUCAAUAGCUUUGAUUUUAACAUGAUCCAAACACAUUUAAUAAUUAGCGGGGGGCAAGAUGCAUGCGUGAAGAUCUGGGAUUUACGAUCAAACGCAACGAGAAAUUCAACACCAUGUGAUAUAAGCUUUAAUACAGCAUCAGAUUCAAUUAGAGAUAUUAAAUGGAUGCCCGGCCAUGACUUCGUCCAUUCCAUAAAUAACGGUGCGGGCUAUAAAUUUGCAUCUAUACAUGAUUCAGGAUAUUUGCUAAAAUACGAUAUAAGGAAACCAGGUCAAAUUGAAAAAAAGAUAAACGCUCAUACUGGACCUGGUUUAUGUCUUAAUUGGCAUCCCCAUCAUAACUACAUAGCAACAGGAGGUAGGGACGGGAAAUGUUGUCUUUGGUAUCUUGGUGAUAAACCGUCUCCAAAUUUAGAGAACGCUAUGGAACAAAUCAAUGAAAUGUCGCAACAUCCUCCUUCCUCGUCACAUUCAAUGUCGGCAGCAUCAGUAUUGAACCAUACAUGGAAUCCGGGGAAUUUAAACUCCAGUAAUGUAUCAUCCUUCCCUGAAAUGACCAUUAAUACCGGGUCACCCAUAACAAAACUGAAAUUUCGUCCGUCGUUUGAUGUAAAUGUUUUCAACUCAUUACUGGCAUUGUCGUCUAUGGGUGACGAGGCCCAAGUUUCUAUAUAUUCUCUUGCCAGAAAAUAUAUUCCAAAGAAUGUGCUAUUGACAUCGGCAUCUUCGUUAGGUCUCGCUUGGUGGGAUGACGCUCUAAUUUUCAAUGUUGAUAAAAAUAGUUUUAUCAACGGUUGGGAUAUUUCCAAAGAACCAACGGUUUUACAAAAUUUACCUAAAAAUGUAACAAAAUGGAGGGAUCUGGAUGGGAAUGGUCUAUUAUUUAUUGAUCAAAAAGCUGGAAGUUACGAGGUUGCCAAUGAUGUGAAACCAGUAAUUUCCAAAAAAGCUCUAGCUUCUAAUAAUCGAGUGAAUAUUAACCAGAUUUUAAGUCCUAUCCCUUCUCAAAGUACCGCGGAUACUGUGAUACCUACUACUACAAAGAAAAUAAUGCAAAACAUAAAGAUGGGAUUAACAGGCCAUUCAAAACGCCCUUCUAUGCAUUCUCUCGAGAGACCCUCUUUGGGCCAAUCUUUUAGUACUAGAAGUGUUCUACAAAAUAAAAAUAACAACACUGUUUUACCACCUAAAAAUGUUUCGUCUUUAUCUCUAUCGAACGUACAAAAUAACCAUAGUAACAUAGUGGAUGUAACUAUUAAUGGACUGAUAGAAAAAAGAACUAUUGAUGAACCUAUAAUUGUAACGUUAGAUUUACCGUGUAUUUUAAAUGAUAUUAGGAUGUCACAAUUACCGAAAGAUUUAGUAACAGAGGAAACCAUGAGAAUUAAAGAAUCGCCAGUCGAAGUUUUCAAAUACUUGGCAAAGGAAUUAGAAUUUUCAUACAUAAAGGGGCGUCACUAUGACAUUGAGAACGGAAUAGAUGAUGAUAAAAUACGCGAUAAGGACCAAUAUGAUAAUGAAAAAAGUAAGAAUGAAGCACAUGAAAUGUUAGGGGAAAAAUACGGUUUAUUGGAGAACACGACAUGGACAAAUUUGAUUGCCAAUAGGAGAAAAGAAGAGCAUGAAGCUUCUAACUCGGAUGAUGCGACAUCGAUUUCAAAAUCAUCUAUAUCGAGUCAUAUACUGGAUCGUUCAGUGACUGGUGCUGGUGAAAGUAAUGAAAAAUCACCUUCAAUCAAACCGCCUUCGAGUUUAAGGAAGACUGCAAAACUGAGAAAAGAACGAGAAAUCAGUAAAUUGACAGAAAGUAUGCAUCAAUCUGCAGCAAUUCAAAUCCAGGAUAAAACUGAUACGCUUAUCGAUUUAGUAUCGAUAUGUAAUCAUAACUCUGAAGUUUAUUUCAGAAUUGGUGAUUCCCCAAAUUUUAAAACAUGGAUAUUAAUCAGAGAUGCCUUGUUAUGGGAAUUGAAGAGGUUAAAUGAUCCUCUGAAAAGGGAAGUUAUUUACGAUAAAGAACAGCUCACCCAUGUAAUGGGGAAAAUCCAAGAAGGACACGCCAAGGAUACCGAUGACAAAACUCAAAAAACAUUAAGAAAUGAUAAAAACAGAAUUUCGAAACGAAUAGAAUCUAUAGAUUCAGAUUCCAGCAAAUUUAUUACUAGUGAUCGUGGUUCCUUCAUAGAGGAAAAUUCACUUACGGUGGAACAAUCUUCACCUGAAAUUAAAGAAGUAUCAGAAACAAGUGAGGAAGAUGAGUUACGCCUGGCAAAACAAGAAGAAUGUCCGCAACAACAGAAAAGUAUGCUGGAGUCCAUCACGGAAUUACGAAAACUAAGUAAGUUGGGAGAUGGAAGUAGUCAAGAUGCCAGUGCGGUUGAAGAUGAGAAUGAACUGAGCAAGAGAAAUGUCAACAACGUACAACCAAAGAGCGCUAUAUUUCAAAGCGAUAAGGAAUCUGUUAAAACAUCUAGUGAGGAUAAGACAAUAGAAAGCUCGGGUGACCAGGGCAAAAACGAUGAUGUUGUAGCUGUUGCAACCAAAACGAAACCUACUAAAAUAAUUCCGAUUUUACGAAGAAAAUCCGAAAGACCAUCUUUUAUCGAUACUUUCAUGACAGCAAUACCUCCUACUGACGGUGCAAUGGGAACCAAAAGUCCGCAGCUGUGUAAUACACCAUCUCCGUUUUCGAAUACCAGCCCUCGGAGCCAUAUGUCAUCAUUACGGAGUUUUGCUGGAAGUCCGUCAGACUUGACUUUAUUUAGAAGGAAAACUACAAGUUAUUUCCAAAAUGAGGCUUUGGAUACUAGCGGGCUAGAUCUAACAUCUUUAUCGAGCGGAGAGAACGAUGAGAUCAUAGAACCAGAACGUAAAGUACACGUCAUUCCUCCGUGGAAUACUAAGAGAAUCAUCCAACAAGUCUACGAACAAGCAGUUGCUGAAGGAAAUGUAUUCUUAGUGAUAAACAUCUUAUUGUUAUUCCAAGAUAUGUACCAUAUUACUAGCAUGGAUAUCGUGAAAAGUAGUGUUUAUCAUUUUAUAUCUUUAUUACACCGUUAUGAGUUAUUUGGAUGCGCAGCAUCGUUGUUAAAAUACUGUCCUUGGAAUGAUAUUAUGGGUGCAGAAGGAGAUCAAUCGACCAUUCAAAUUUACUGUGAAAAAUGUGGGGCUUUAUUAAUGAACGAAGUAUCUAAACGGAAGCUCACUAUGGAAGCACAACAAACACAUGACAAGACUGUAUUGGGGAAAUUUGGCUAUUGGUAUUGUGAUUCCUGCAGAAAACCAAAUAGUUUGUGUGUUAUUUGUGAAUGCCCAAUGAAGAAAUUAACACUUACAGCUUUAAGGUGCGGGCAUGAAGCCCAUUUCCAAUGCUUUAAGAACUGGUUUCUUGAUGAAGGAAUGAAUACCUGUCCAGCUGGUUGUUUAGGUGAAUUAAUUUAA
This is a messenger RNA of Naumovozyma dairenensis CBS 421, 4182 nucleotides long. It is a transcript of the gene RTC1, whose product is annotated as Rtc1p. The coding region runs from base 1 to 4182 and encodes 1393 amino acids. The record is from RefSeq and is a predicted model, not a curated record. Gene Ontology annotation, molecular function: protein binding. The transcript has a single exon. Gene Ontology annotation, biological process: positive regulation of TOR signaling. Lineage: Eukaryota; Fungi; Ascomycota; Saccharomycetes; Saccharomycetales; Saccharomycetaceae.